This is a messenger RNA of Anopheles coustani, 913 nucleotides long. Its product is annotated as leukocyte surface antigen CD53. NCBI's taxonomy places the organism in Eukaryota, Metazoa, Arthropoda, Insecta, Diptera, Culicidae. The transcript is spliced from 3 exons. Gene Ontology annotation, cellular component: membrane. The record is from RefSeq and is a predicted model, not a curated record. Bases 1 to 750 code for a protein of 249 amino acids.
AUGAAAUCCAAGCUGAUGGACAACAUUCGCGAGCGAUUGGAUUCCUGUGGGACCAAGACUAUCAAAUAUUUACUAUUUGUGUUUAAUCUAAUUUUUGCGAUUUCUGGACUGAUCCUGCUUGUGGCAGGCAUCAUCGUGCUGGUAGAUGUCAACGACUAUCAGCAUUUCGUGCAGGACCGCCUAAUGGCCCCACCUGUGGUCUUGAUCGUGGUUGGAUCCUUCGUGUUUCUGGUUGCUUCCCUCGGUUGCUAUGGCGCAAUCAAAGAGUCUCCAAAGCUGUUGAAUGCGUUUGCCGUCUUCCUGUUGAUAGUGUUCUUGAUCGAGGUGGCCGUGGCGGUGGCGGCGAUCGCUUUCAAGGCCGAUCUGCAGGAUGCACUUCGCAAACAGUUGGACAAAUCGAUCGCUCGCCACAACAGUGCUGACAUGGCGGCCUGGGACAGCGUCCACAAGCAGAUGAUGUGCUGCGGUAUCCAGGGACCGAAGGAUUGGUACGACAACCUCAACAAAACUAUGCCCGCCAGCUGCUGCAAACCAGACCUGAUCGAACCGGAAACAAACGAUUGCAAAAAUGCACCACCACUAUUCAUGGAUCGUUACUAUCAGGAUGGCUGUCUCAUGAAACUGGAAGAUCAUUUCCACAAAAAUGCAGUAGUUUUGAUUGCCGUUGGGUUCGCAAUUGCCAUUUUCCAACUCUUGGGGGUAUUUUUCGCCUGCUGGUUAUCGACUGCUAUCAAGAGAAGCCACGCCUAAUGAAACGACCUGGUGUGAGGAAAAAUACUGUAGCAGCCUUAAAUCAAUGUAAAAAUCCAACCUUUUUCCCAUAGCAAAGCUCUAAACAAACAAGCAGACUAACAUAUAACAUGAUGGAAUAACACAACAGUUACUUGGAAAAAGUUACCUAAUGUAGUCUAAU